Messenger RNA from Rubroshorea leprosula, 1331 nucleotides. The record is from the annotation of a GenBank genome assembly. Lineage: Eukaryota; Viridiplantae; Streptophyta; Magnoliopsida; Malvales; Dipterocarpaceae.
AAGCUGCUUAUACUCAUUGAUUUUUGACAAGAUGAAAUCCCUAGCCAUAACCAACGAGAAAUUCUUCUUCUCAUGAACCAGAAGAUUUCGAAAAUACCAAAGGGACCAAAUGAUGUACGAGAAGGAAGUACUCCAUCCCUCAAAACCAGAAAAUUUAGAUUGAUUAAAAUGAGCAAAGAGCCAGUCAUCAAAAUCAAGAUCGUGAAAAAGAUUGUUAAUAGGAUGAGGAGUAAGGAGACUCCACAACAAUUUGGCAAGGAAACCCUCCCUAAAGAUAUGAUUGAGAGUUUCAGGAGCCUGGUGACAUCUGGGACAAGUAUUAGACUCCACAAUACCCCAGUUGAAAAGAGUGUCAUAAGUAAGCUAUCUGCCAUGCUUCAACAGCCAUAUAAAAUUCUGAAUUCUAGUAAUGGUAUCCAUAUCCCAAAUCCAGGACCAAGAACACUUGCUGUAAAAAGGCAGAAUGAGAGAUUGAGAUUGUUACUGCAAGAGCAAAGAAAGCAACAGGUUGGAAUAAUGAUGAAGAAAAUAGAAUCCAAGGCUUCUGCUCUUUUGAGACAAAAGGAUGAAGAGAUUGCGAGAGCUGUCAACAAAACAAUGGAGCUGGAGAAUCUCUUGAAGAAACUGGAGAUGGAGAAUCAGGCAUGGCAGAGGGUUGCGCAGGAGAACAAAGCCAUGGUUCUUUCUCUCAACAGCACUCUGGAACAGUUGAGGGAAAAUGCUUCCCAUUGCUGUAAGAAUGUGGCAGAGGACGCAGAAUCCUGCUACGAAGAUAACAGAGAAGAGGUAAAAACAGAAGAAGAGGGACAGGGAAGAAGAAAUACGACACCCACAACAACAAUGGUUUGCAAAUGCUGCAAUACACGGAGUUCAUGCGUAUUGCUUCUCCCGUGUAGACACCUAUGUUCGUGCAAAGAUUGUGAGGCGUUGCUUGAUUCAUGCCCUGUUUGUAAAACAGGGAAGAAAGCCAGCAUAGAGGCAUUGAUUUUCAGGGGAGAAGAGUUAUCCGGGAAAAUUGAAGGGAAUAGUCAAAACCGGAAAAGGAAAUCUGAUGAUCUUGAUUAUGGUGCAUGGGAUGAACUGCAACAGAACCUUUGUGUAUGGUAAAAGCAUCAUUUUUUUUUUGCUGUUGUUUGCUUUUUAGGUUGCCUUGGCCUUAGAUGCAAAAUGAACAGGGGAAUUACAGGGCAGAGCAUCUUUUUCUUUUUCAAGGGUUGUAUGGGUAUAUAAAUUUUGGCAGAUUGAUUUGAUUAUUAACAUCAGGUUUCUCGCCAUCCACGAAUUUGUCAGUGAUAACGCAGUUAUGCAGUUAGUAAAACUGUUCACACAUC